AUGGCAGAGCUUCGGGUCUUCUCCCUUCUGGUGACUGGGGCCAACCGGGGAAUCGGGCUGGGGCUUGUCCAGCAGCUCCUGGGGCUGCCAAAGCCGCCCAAGUGGGUCUUUGCGGGUUGUCGGGACCCCAAGGGCCAGCGAGCACAGGAGUUACGGAAUUUGGCCUCCAAGCACCCCAACCUGGUCAUCGUCCCGCUCGAAGUCACCGACCCUGCCAGCAUCAAGGCGGCUGCAGCCAAAGUUGAGGAACAACUGGGGGGCUCAGGGCUGAACCUUCUCAUCAACAACGCUGGGAUAUCAAAGCCAAAAUUGCUUGAAAAUGAGACGCUGGAGAACAUGACCCAGGUUUACAGCACCAACACAAUUGGGCCACUGCUUGUGAGCCAG
Messenger RNA from Antrostomus carolinensis (chuck-will's-widow), 387 nucleotides. Its product is annotated as L-2,3-butanediol dehydrogenase-like. Lineage: Eukaryota; Metazoa; Chordata; Aves; Caprimulgiformes; Caprimulgidae. Gene Ontology annotation, cellular component: cytoplasm. The annotation marks the transcript as partial. The transcript is spliced from 3 exons. Gene Ontology annotation, molecular function: oxidoreductase activity. The record is from RefSeq and is a predicted model, not a curated record.